AUGCAGUACGUGGGGCGCGCGAUGAAUUCCAUGUCCAAGACAUGGAACUCCAUUAAUCCAUCUACAUUGUCGGGCGCUAUUGACGUGGUUGUUGUGAAGCAACCAGAUGGCGACCUUCAUUGCUCCGCAUUCCAUAUUCGAUUUGGAAAGCUCAGUCUGCUUCGUCCGUCGGAGAAAGGCGUUGACUUUUACGUCAACGACAGAAAAAUCCCAAUCCAAAUGAAACUGGGCGAAGGCGGAGAGGCGUUUUUUGUUUUCGAAACCGCAGCCGACGUCCCGCCCUCCCUGUUGACAUCGCCCGUUCUCUCACCGCAGGGCUCGCCGUCGAAUGCCGACACUCCUGCGUCUGGGGAUGAGGACGAGAUGGAAGAGCUUCAACUUUCUCAGUCGAAGGGAUCAGCCGAUGGCGAUAGCAACGGUGCACAGCUCCCAGACUCUCCGACAGCUGAUUCUUCGGAGAUUGACCAGGACGCUCUGAGGCAGGCGGCAAUUGAAGGACAUGCUCGUUCGUGGCUACAGGGCCAUGAUAAGAGUGAUUUUGACGAGUUGGUCAACCAAUUGUGUGACGUCAAGGUUCCCUCAACCACGAAUGAUCAGGGACAUGUUAUUAUCGAUAUGACUGGCUAUAAGCCCGGUGGCCAAAACACUAAAGCUCUUGAGGAUGUUGUCCAGCAAAUUCUGUCCCAUGAUCUGAGCCAUGUCCCCACGGACGAUACAGAUUUACCCUCAGCUCCGUCCUCCCCCAAGCCUGAGGUUCCCGGUAGCCCAGUUCCUGCUGAUGGCGAAGAAAUUGUUCCCAGCUCACCUCCUGGAAGUCCUGGUAGCACUGCAUCGCGGUCCCGUCACUUUGUUAAAACACUCCGUCUCACCAGUGACAUGUUGAAGGAGCUUGAUCUCAAGCCUGGUGCCAAUGACGUCAAGUUUGUUGUUCGCUCGAAUCAGGCAACCGUGACAUCUUCGAUAUUUUACUGGGACAACAAGACACCUGUAGUUGUCUCGGAUAUUGAUGGUACCAUUACUCGGUCGGACGCUCUGGGACACGUGAUGACCAUGAUCGGUCGCGACUGGACUCAUGCUGGAGUUGCAAAGUUGUUUACAGACAUUCACAACAACGGAUACAACAUUUUGUAUCUGACAUCUCGUGCUGUGGGUCAAUCCGACGUUACUAAGGCUUAUCUCAACGGUAUCGAGCAGGACGGCUACCGUCUACCUAAAGGCCCCGUCAUUCUGUCACCAGACCGUCUGAUGGCUGCAUUGCGAAGAGAAGUCAUCAUGCGCAAACCGGAGAUUUUCAAAAUGGCAUGCCUCAAAGAUAUUUCCAAGCUCUACGACUUGGAUGGUGAAAGCAGCCCCUUCUAUGCAGGGUUCGGCAACCGUAUUACAGACGCACUUUCUUAUCGAUCCGUGGGGAUUCCCUCGACAAAGAUCUUCACGAUCAACACAAAUUCAGAAGUUCAUAUGGAAUUGCUUGAGCUUACUGGAUUAAAGAGCACCUACAUGCUCAUCAACGACCUCACAGAUCACUUCUUCCCUCCGGCAACUCAACUCGCCAUGCAGCGAUCUAAAACCACUGAAUUUACGGAUGCCAACUUCUGGCGGGCUCCAUUGGCCGAAUUGAGUGACGACUACGAAGAUGAAACAGCUACUGGGGUCGCAUCUAGCACCAACGGCGAUAUUGACUACGAAGAGACGUUCGGUUGCAGACCUACCUUUGGCGGUGUAGAUGAUGCUGAUUCAGGUGACGACGACGACGACGACGACGACGACGACGCCAGCUACUUCAGCGACGAUGCUUUUAGUGAUCAGGACGACGACGACGAGCUAUCUGCUGAUGAGGAGGCCGACUACGUGCCUCCCUCGACUGCUCGUAAAUAG
Molecule: messenger RNA, 1875 nt
Organism: Wickerhamiella sorbophila
Lineage: Eukaryota; Fungi; Ascomycota; Dipodascomycetes; Dipodascales; Trichomonascaceae
Product: Nuclear elongation and deformation protein 1
Exons: 1
Coding region: 1-1875 (624 amino acids)
Biological process (GO): fatty acid catabolic process; triglyceride biosynthetic process
Cellular component (GO): nucleus
Molecular function (GO): phosphatidate phosphatase activity
Source: RefSeq, a predicted model, not a curated record